This is a messenger RNA of Trichosporon asahii var. asahii CBS 2479, 1209 nucleotides long. RefSeq lists its product as uncharacterized. The transcript has 6 exons. The record is from RefSeq and is a predicted model, not a curated record. NCBI's taxonomy places the organism in Eukaryota, Fungi, Basidiomycota, Tremellomycetes, Trichosporonales, Trichosporonaceae. Bases 1 to 1209 code for a protein of 402 amino acids.
AUGCCGACUGAGCUCUUGAGCUUCCCUCCGGCGUACUCUGUGGUCGGACUGUACCGUCUGCUGACGGAUCCGUCCAUUCGCGAGCCCGUCUAUGCCAAGGUCAAACAUGCGUCUGUUCGCGGUGCGAUCGUGAGCGGCGCUUAUGCGAUCCUAGGAUGGGGUAUCAUGGACUGGGUCGUCAAGAAGUUCGUCUUGAGAGGGAAGACGGGCACCGUAACACUCGGCCAUGGCUCUCUUUCGAUCAACAUCGAUCUCUUAUUCUACACGCACCUCCUCAUCUUGCUUCCGCAGCUUGGAUCGAUCAUGCGCUUCUUCAUUAUCAAGAAUCUCCGCAUCGCCCGGUCGCGUGCGUUCAACCUGACUGUCCAGAGCAGGGGCAAGCCUGCCGAGUUCUGGAACCAGGGCUACGUCGAAGAGUGGCAGGAUCCUCCCAAGCCCACGACCUCGGAGAGAAAGCUCUUUGGCCGGCUGCGCGGCCCAACACACCACCAGGAGAAGUGGGUCAAGUGGCUUUUGUGGUGGCCAAGCAAGAUCGUCAUCAAGAACUCGUUCGGUUUCGUCGCCUCUUGGCUCGAGGGCCUGCCUAUCAUCGGUUUGCUGUUCUCGGUAUCGAACCGUAUCGGUGCUGCUAUGUGGGCACACGACCUCGAGAAGCGCCAACACCUCUUCGGUCACCACGUUCUUAAGCCUCUCCCGCCCAACCGCACGGGAAUGUUCGGAUCCGGCACAGCUCUGGAUAUCACCCUGGAGGUGGUUCGUCAGGAGAAGGAGAUCCAUGCGAAAUGGAGCCACCGGCCAGCCUAUGCUCCGGUGACCGUGGACUCCGAGGAAAUCGACGACCAACCGCCCUCGUACGAGAUGAGCGAGGGUGACAACCUUCGCAGGUCCGCGGGUGCACCUGCCAGCAGCGAUGUUCGCGGUGUCUCUGGGUCAGUCGAUGUUGGCUUGACUCAGGCUGCCCAGAGGAUGCCACCUCCGCUUCCUCCGAGGAAGGGCAAUGUGGAGCCACACAUGCCCGAUAAGAUCCCAAGACCUGGUCGACCUGGAGCCCAACAAGCGACGGCGCCGAUCCCUGACGUCAGCGACCGGGAGGUCAAUGCCAUUGGGCUGCGAGGUUCGAUUUUGCAUGACGAAGUUUUGGAGCCCUGUGCCGAAGCUGCAGAGCUGGCAAAUUCCAUGACAUGCAUCGACUCCGACGGUCAAACUUGA